Messenger RNA from Adineta ricciae, 1179 nucleotides. Lineage: Eukaryota; Metazoa; Rotifera; Eurotatoria; Adinetida; Adinetidae. The record is from the annotation of a GenBank genome assembly.
AUGUCUUGCCAGUAUGUAUUUAUAACUAGGCUUAUAAUAAUAGCAGCAGCAGCUGUCAUAGUCGCGGUAACUUACUACAAGUUAUAUCUACCCGUCAAUCCUGUAUUCUCCAGCAUCCUUUUUAAAAAUAACUUACGGCCAUUUUUUACCAUCUGGUGCGGUUCAGCGUGUGUAGCUGGCUUUGUUUCAGACGAAUAUUAUAAUCUAUGGAAAUAUCUUGAAAAUGAAUAUGGAUGGAAAGAAGUAGCUGAUUUAAGUUCGCAAAAUAGAACUUGGUUCAGUAAUGAUACUAUUCGUUCAUACUUCCAUCGUUAUUUUAAUCAGAUACCUGAUUUAAUAUUAUAUAACCAUGUCUUUGAGACAGCGAGAUAUCAUUCUACAUUGAAGGACUGGGAAUUGAUACGCCAUCCUUGGUUCUUUAUUGAAGAUAUACAUGCAUGGACUGAGAAUGACAGAGUCCUGAAGAAAUCAGCGAUGGUUCCGAUGGAGAAUAUUGUCACAGCGUUUCCCUACAAACUUGAUGAAGUAUAUUGUAGAACAAGUCCUCAAGGUCCUCCGCAAUGGUUUUCGUUUCAUCGCACUUGGCUUCCUCAUUCCGCGUCUCCUAGCUUUCACCUUCCAUAUAAUCGGAAUCCAAAAAUGAAAAUUUUUCUCUCGGGAGCUAUCACUAGCUUUUAUCCAUAUCGAGAAAUAUUUUUGGAGAUGCAUAAAAAGAUGCCAGUCGGUGCCCCGAACAAUACGAUCAUCUACCAUCCACAUCCAGGAUAUGCACCGCUCAAUAAUCAAACUCGACUUAGUGCACAUGAAGCUUAUGGAAGAAUGAUUAAUACCUAUUUUGCUGCAGUAACAAGUACUAGCAUUAUGAACUACGUUCUUGCUAAAAUAUUCGAGAUUCCGGCUGCUGGCGCACUAUUAAUAGUCAAUUCGGAAGCGAUUCCAAUGUUGGCCCGUUUAAGAUUAUAUGAAAAUGUGCAUUACGUAGCGUACAAUAAGACCAAUAUAGAACUGAUUUUCUCUGACGUUUUAUCUGCCAGAUCGUUUGAAAAAUACGAGAAAAUUCGAUGGACCGCACACCAGACGAUAAUGGAAUAUCAUACAACUGAUCGCCGUGCUUUAUUUCUACAUAACCUUGCGAUGAAUAAUUACAUACACAGCACCCCAAAAUCCAUUGCACCAUGA